CUCUAGGAUCAACACAAAUGCCGACCGACUCAGACCAGCGAAGGACUCAUAGCCGGAGAACCAGCCGCAGCCAGUUCAUAUCAUAAUAAGAUUUAGACAUUUAACACUGUGAUCAUGUCGCUGUAGUUUCCGCGUUGCUCGAUGUCGACGGAGCCGAUUUGAUUUAAUAAAUAGUGAUACAAGACCCCCGGAGAGCCCCGAAACUCGGGGUUGAACCCAUCACCCCCUUUCCCUGCCAGACCCACUUGGGCGAGGAUCAACACACUAAAAAUGGAGACCCUCCACUCCCACUGCCUUAAAUGCAUCAACAGAAGAUGCAUGGUUAGACCAGAGACGGGUGUUUCCUGCGACCUCAUCGGCUGCCCUCUUGUAUGUGGGGCAGUUUUUCACUUGUGCAAACUAGACGAACACCGUCUGCUGUGUCCAUAUGAACGGUUACCAUGCCUUAACAGCGGAUUUGGCUGCCCGUUCACUAUUCCAAGAAUCAAGAUGGCGCAGCACCUUGAGACGUGCCCGGCAAGUAUAGUAUGUUGUACCAUGGAAUGGAAUCGCUGGCCUGUGAGCUACUCUGAUCGCAAGUCCUAUGAAAACUUGAGCAAAGACUUUGAUGAGGUGGAGCAGCUAGACAUGGCCUUGGCCCUGCAGGAUCAGAGGAUGUUGUUGGAGUCGCUGAAGGUGACGACCACUGUGUCAAAGAAUGGAGACAAGGGGCUUGAUGAAAGUGACAAAAUGGCCACAGCAUCAAGUCUUCCAGAGACAGUGUUAGGCAAUGGGACAAUGGAAAUGGAAGAUGAGCCCUACAAUGAGUUGUAUAGAGCCUCGGUGGAGACGAGCAGAAGUUUAGCAGUGGCCUUGGACAUCCUCUCUAAUUCCAAGGAUAUUGGUGCAAUUGUUGGUAAUUUAAAUGGGGAAAAGGCUGACAAGAAUGGAGCCCUCCACAAUGGAGAAAAUGGUGAUAGUCAUAAUGUUUAUGUCGCUGAUGGCGGAAAGAAUGUAGAUAUGCAAGGCAGUGAUUCUGAUUCAGAAUGUGAGCUUGGAGCAGUAGGUGGAGUGGAUUGUGCAGUGGGGACAGAUGGAGAAGAAGACGGUAUUGGCUGGGUAGAAGAAAAUGAUUUUGUAGAGUUGUUUUUUGAGGAGAAAGAAGAUGUUAUCGAGGAGCCAAUAAAUGAUUCCAACCCAGUGUGGCCAGAGAUGCCUCAGGAUUACAUGCCUGUUAUAGCACUGGAACGUCCUGUGCCUCAACAAGCACAACUUUCACCUCCAAUGCCAUUCCUGCUGUCUGAUCACAUGAGAAAUAACUUCUUACAACACUUACCUACUGAACUCAGGUAUAGGUGUUUGGAGCGUAAACUACAGAAUGUAGAAGUGCUCAGAGGAAUAAGUAUGUUUACAUUUAAUGGGCGUCGAGCUCUGCUGUCAGACCCCUACUUAUUUCGAGCAAAGAUGGAGGACAAGGCAGUAGACACGUCUGACCUGGAAGUAACGGACGACCCCAUGGGCCUCCAUGGCAUCGAUCUCAUCACUGCAGCUUUGCUCUUUUGCCUGGGCGACUCUCCGGGAGGCAGAGGGAUCUCAGACAGUCGGUUUGUUGAUGGCUACCACAUUGACUUUGGUACUCAGACUUUCUCCUUCCCCUCAGCCAUUCUUGCAACCAACACCAUGGUUGGAGAUAUCGCUUCAGCCUCAGCCUGCGAUCAUGCCAGCCCACAGCUCUCCAAUCCAAGCCCCUUCCACACACUCCGGCUGGACCUGGUGCUCGAAUGUGUAGCCAGAUACCAAACAAAGCAGCGCUCCAUGUUCACAUUCGUGUGUGGGCAGCUGUUUCGGCGGGACGAGUUCUCGUCUCAUUUUAAAAACGUUCACGGGGAUAUUCAUGCCGGACUCAAUGGCUGGAUGGAGCAGCGCUGCCCCUUGGCCUACUACGGCUGCACCUACUCCCAAAGACGAUUCUGCCCGUCUGUGCAGGGCUUCAGAAUCAUCCACGACAGGCACCUGGGCUCAUUUGGAGUCCAGCCUGGUUUGCCCUUAAGAACUGGCGACAACCUUCACAGAAAGCCCCGCUGCUUUGGUUCUCAGUACGAUCUGUUUAGCAGUCUUCCAUUCGAGGUGUUGCAACAUGUAGCAAGCUUCUUGGACAGCUUUAGCUUGUGCCAACUGUCCAGAGUGUCCCGCUCAAUGAGGGACGUGUGUGCCAGCCUGCUGCAGAUGCGUGGCAUGGUCGUCUUGCUGUGGGAGAAGAAACCACGUGUUGAUGGCACUCCUUCGUGGCAGAUCACCGACAAGGUGUGGAGAUUCAGCACAGCUUUCGGUACAGUGAACGAGUGGAAGUUUGCCAACAUCGCCAGCAUGGCCGACCACCUCAAGAAGUGCAAGUUCAAUACGAUCACUCGUCGGGAAGAGGCGAUCCCUCUGCCAUGCAUGUGUUUCACCAGAGAGCUCACUAAAGAGGGAAGGUGUUUACGUUCAGUUCUCAAACCAGUAGCAUAAGUGUUUUUUUUUUCAAAGAUGAAAUCAUCUUUUGGACAUUUCUGAGACCAUUAGAACUCAAAUACUCAUGUAUUUUCCUCCAGUGUUUACAGACACGAGUCUCUUCCAGCCUCAAAAUGAUAGAAAACUUCUGAACGUUCUUUGCUUCGCAGCGGGAAAGAAAUCCUCACCCAUCAGUAAAACACAGCCGAUUUAUUAUUGAGUGGAGAAUGGCGUGCUCUGUAGCCUUGUAUCUUCCCCUCUGACGGAUUUAUUAAUACCAGUGUACUGAAGCUUUUCCCUCAUCUACUCUGACGUUGUGUAAAUAAUCAGAUGUUUUGAUGUAGAUUUUUUUUUUUAUUUUUAUAUCAAAUGUCAGUACUGUGCUACAUUGGAGGUAAGAGUAGAGCCUUAACUUCUGAAACUUGAUUUUCUAGUCAUAAGGUUGUUCUAAACAGAUUGUUCAGUGAGAUUUCUCUGCUGCUCCUGGCUGGAACAGCGGACUGGUAUCGUGCACGGUUGUGUUUCUCCUGAUACUUAGAGUGACCACCACUUAGAGCUCAUAGAUUUCAAGGCUUUAAUUCUGCGUGUUAAGGUCCUGUCCACACGUACACAGGUAUCUGUUUAAACAUAGCCUUUUCUAUGUGUUUUGGCCUUUUGUACACUCCUUCCGGGAUGAAGAUGUAUAGAAACUCGAGGCAGAAGCAGAUAUGUUUGGAAACGAUGACACAGACGGACACUUUUUCUUCCUAAUUGGGUGUUGGUUGUGUGUAGCAUCAUUGGCAGGUGUGAAAUCGUAGUAUGUGUUAUGAUAUUGUGGAGUGUUUGAGUUUGUACAUUGGAAGGAAUGGAUGUUAUGGGCCCAGUGUCUAUAUUUAAAAAGAGAAGAAACACUAAAAUACAUUCAAGGAAGAGAGGGACAAAAAUAGCUGCUGACAGUGUCUUUUAUUGUUUCAUUGCCCCGGGAUAAAGGGAUAGACGGUAUUUUUAUCUUUUUUACAACAAAGUCGACAUGUAGCCUCGUUCAGAUCCCUGAAGCAUGUCAGCAGAAGUGGCAUUCUUCUCAGAAAACAAAGCAUUCGUGUCUGUAUGUAAAUACACUGUGAGUGUGCCUCUAAAUCAGGCAAAGUAACCUGUAGUAACCCUCGCCAAAAAUCACCUCCAGUACCACAAAGGCUAGAAUGGGGAUAGACAAUCCGCUUCCUGUUGUACGUGAAUGGACAGACGAUGCCUAAACACUCGUCUGGACAGAGGUUGUUUUUGCUUAAAGACCCGUUUCUAACAAUACCAGUGUACGUGCAGACUGGGCCUAAGACUGACCAAACAUCUGUGGUAGCUGUGCACAAUGUUUGCCAUCUUACAGGAUGGUCAUACUGAAUUCACUGUGGGUGUUUUUGUUCACCAGCACAAGAAGUUUCACCAUCAUCAUCAUCAUCUGUGGUGUUUUUAAAUGACAGCGUGUUUUGUGGUUUGGCAGGUUAUAUGCGUAACAAAAGGUGGUCCAUCCUCUUCUCUUAACCUCACCUCAGACUAAUGGGCUGGCGCGUUAGUCAGGUGGGAGAUGAAAAACACUACUCACAUUUUUAGCUGUGGUUGACUUGUGGUUUGACUGUUCUACCAGCUAUUUUUACAGGUAACCAGCAAUUGUUUCUGGGCUGUUUUUAUAUAUAAUAAAAAACAAACAAACAUGUAGCAAUUAAAACUAUGAAUGUACUCAGUUAAUAUUAGACUCCACCAGUGAGCAGAAGAGUCAGCGCCAGACCUCAUGUGACCCUGCAGGUCAGGUGUUAAGAAAUACAGAGGACACAUGCUUCCCUCCAAUAACGAGCAUCACUAAUUAUGUUCAUAGUCAUUAUUUAUCACGGUUGCGUGUCCACUGUGUUCAAAUGAUGUUGGCGCCUCAGGGUUGUUGCAUGAAGAUUUGUUGAUUGCGCGUAGACGACAGAAUAGCAGAUAACGGUGCGACGACUCGUCAGCUGCCUGAUUACUGUGGCUGACUGGCGUAUCACUCAGUAUUAUAACAUAACAGUGUGUGUUGCAGUGCUGGACUAAUGAGAUGUUUUAAAGUUUAUCGCCUGUCAGGGUCGUGUUUAACUGAAAAUUGAUGUUUUUAAUGGACUGAUCAGACCGUUUUAAUUUGGAUUAAGGGGUCUAACAACACAGGAACAGAGUUUUUUUGUAUCCCUUUUGAGAAAAAGGCUUCUGAUUUUUUUAUGACGUGUAAAGGAAAUGGGUUGAAAAUGUUGCAGAAAAGUACAAAAUGGGUAUUCCUUUGAGAAAAGUGUGAUUUUGUUGGUUUUUUUUAUAUUUAAGUUUGAUGUAAAGCCCCAGUGAUUUCAGGACUAAGCUGUCUUUUUAAUCUAAUAAGUCACAAUUUGUUUGGUUUAUUUCAUUUUUUUUUGUACUGGUACUUUUAUUUGGAAAGAAGAAGAAUCUGCCUCUAAUGUCUAGAUUUGUAUUUGAAUUGAUUUGCACAUGAAGGCAUGUACUGUAAAGUUGUAAUCAUUAUAAGGGAGGGAUCAUCUUUGCUUUUGUAGCUGGAAUUUUUUCCUCCCUCAUGUUUUGCAUGUGAGUUUGAUGUAUUUGGAAAAAAAAACCAAAAAAAAAAUGUCAGUCUGGUUCCAAACUCAUGUACUCGGUUUAUCUCUCAGGCACGGAGCAUUUUCAUAUCAACUGUUACAAUUAUUUUUUACUCUGAUCACAUGCUGUCAUUCUUCAGGUUUAAAGGAUGACCUGAGCAUUAAAUCAGUCUUCAUAUAAAAGUGAGACAUUUUAUUUUCUGCACACCUUUUUUUUUUUUUUUAGCAAUGUGGUCUUUGCAGGCACCUGGUGUGUGUGAACACUUUGAUCAGCAUUUUAAGUUUUUUGUUUUCACUCCUGCUGAAGUGUAUUUUUCACCACAAUAUGCCAGCUUCAUUUGUUUGACUUUUGAAGCAUUUUAAUAAAAGAGGCUCAGUUUUUAAAUGUGAA
This is a messenger RNA of Acanthopagrus latus (yellowfin seabream), 5436 nucleotides long. RefSeq names its product F-box protein 30a (gene fbxo30a). The transcript has 3 exons. Gene Ontology annotation, molecular function: zinc ion binding; protein binding; ubiquitin protein ligase activity. The record is from RefSeq and is a predicted model, not a curated record. Lineage: Eukaryota; Metazoa; Chordata; Actinopteri; Spariformes; Sparidae. The coding region runs from base 271 to 2487 and encodes 738 amino acids.